AUGCAUUUUGUGGAGACCAUCACUCUUUCUCGGGUGUUUUCACUCGUGUUCAACAAAAAAAUUAUGAGAAAUAAAUAUCUCUAUUAUGUUUAUUUGUUUCCGCACCUGUUCUGCUGCUUGUCGGAUGUCUCACAGGGAUGUGACGAGGACCGUCUGAAGUGGAUGUUCAAUAUGUACGACCUCGACAAAACAGGCCUGAUAACAGAACGAAACGUGGCGUACGUCAUCCACUCUGUUUACUUGCUGGCGGGAAAGGUGGCAGACGAGGAGGAAUUGAACGCCCAUGCUCGUAAUGUUUUCAAGCAAACCACGACAUCCUAUCAAUGCUCCAAGAAUAACAUCAAAAGACGAAGAUUUGUUAUCAUCAUUGCUCGCCAUGACAUCAAUAACGUAGAUGACAUGAGAAAUGGAGAUGGCAUCAACCAGAAACACUACACAUCAACAAACACAUGGGAAAAAUUAAGAGAGGAUUAA
Molecule: messenger RNA, 474 nt
Organism: Helobdella robusta
Lineage: Eukaryota; Metazoa; Annelida; Clitellata; Rhynchobdellida; Glossiphoniidae
Exons: 5
Coding region: 1-474 (157 amino acids)
Molecular function (GO): calcium ion binding
Source: RefSeq, a predicted model, not a curated record